This is a messenger RNA of Batrachochytrium dendrobatidis JAM81, 2823 nucleotides long. RefSeq lists its product as uncharacterized. The record is from RefSeq and is a predicted model, not a curated record. The transcript has 15 exons. Gene Ontology annotation, biological process: chromatin remodeling; DNA-templated transcription; regulation of DNA-templated transcription. Gene Ontology annotation, molecular function: nucleosome binding; protein binding. Bases 21 to 2762 code for a protein of 913 amino acids. Lineage: Eukaryota; Fungi; Chytridiomycota; Chytridiomycetes; Rhizophydiales. Gene Ontology annotation, cellular component: chromatin; nucleus; HIR complex.
CGAAUUCACUAAUUAUUGGAAUGCAGCUGUUUGUACCUCCUUGGGUCACUCAUCGAACAGGAAAGAGUCGUAAAACUCCUAUUUAUUCACUCCAUGUUCAUCCUUCUGGCCAGAAACUGGCCACUGCCGGACUUGUCAAUAUCAAAAUAUGGAACAUGAAGCCGAUUGUCAGCCAAGAAGCCGAACUCGAUCCAUCUGUUCCAAAACAACUGUCUUCCAUGUCGAUCCAUGAUGGUGCUAUUCUAUGCGUUCGAUGGUCUCCUAGAGGAGAGUAUUUGGCAUCCGGAUCUGAAGACGCUAAAGUCGUUAUAUGGAAACUUGAUGGAUCCAAAAUCAGAAAUACUGGAUUCGGUGAAUCAGGAACUAUUAAAAACUGUGAAUCGUAUCGAGUGGUCAAGAUUCUUCCUGCACAUGAAUCUGAUGUAGCAGAUUUGGCUUGGUCGCAUGAUCAGGCAUUUCUUGCUUCAUGUGGAUUCGAUCGUCGUGUAGUCAUCUGGGAUGGAGUAACCUUUGAGCAAGUCAAGCGGAUCGACUGUCACGCUGGAUUUGUUAAAGGUAUUACAUGGGAUCCUGCAGGAAAAUACGUUGCUACUCAGAGUGAUGAUAGAUCUAUCAAAGUAUUUCGCACAUCCGAUUGGGAAGUCGAAACAACUAUUACUGAGCCUCUCGAGUCUGGUGCAUCCACUACGUUUUUUACACGACUAAGCUGGGGACCCGAUGGGACAGUUAUUGCUGCUACUAACGGCGAGAGCGGAUCAGUUUGUGUAGCCCCAUUAAUUCAGCGACAAGAUUGGAAAUCUGAAGAUUUCUUUGUCGGGCACAAGGCUGCUGUUGAAGUUGCUGUGAGUGCUACGACCUAUCGCUCUUUUAAUCCUAGAUUAUUUUCACAACCCAGUUCUGAGCCUGUUGUUGGAGAUACAGUUGCUCCAGUACCAUAUAUAUCAAUUUGUGCUACAGGAAGUCAAGAUAAUGGUAUAUCAAUUUGGUCGACAAAUCAUUCCAGUGCCAUUGCAAAUAUUCUUGAACUGGUUGAGCACUCUGUUCUUGAUCUAUCAUGGACACUGGAUGGGUAUGGGCUUCUUGGAUGCUCCUAUGAUGGAACUGUAGUAUAUCUUGAAUUUAAUUUGGCUGAAUUUGGGCGAUCACUGAAUGCAAACGAAACGGAUUUUGUCUUGGGAAGAUAUGGUAAGCGUAGAGCGAAACACGUCAUUCCCGAAUCCACCACACAGUUGGAUUUAGAAGCACAGCUUGAAUCUUUAGAACACACUGUAACCGAGGCACCUACGCCUGUAGGUCGUAUUGCUGAUCUAAUGGCUGGCGCACAUCAAGGAUUUCCUAAUACCAGUGGAUCAACAGCAGCUGUUGAUGUAAAUGAUAGUACUCCACAGAUGGCUUUAGCAGAAUCUAUAUCUAGCACACAGGCCAUGUCUUUGGGAGAUUCCCAACCACCUGCAUCCAGCACUCUGCUUGCUCAGACCAUUUCAAGAACCAAGGAUGGUAAAAAGCGUAUCCAGCCUAUUUUUAUUCAAAGCUCAGAUGAUACGGUUCCCAAUCCAUUUAGCGCACCAACAACUGUAGUUGAAUCUGUAAGGGUGCCUGAAAAAAAAAGACCAGAACAUCAUAUUGCAAAUGGUGUGCCAACUUCAACCCAGGUUUCUGCUGCGCCUAUAUCUAAUGGUGGUAUUCCGAUUGUUUCUUCAGCCGCUUUGCUUAUUCCCAACUCUCUUGCGCAUUCUCAGCAAUCUGGCGUGAUUCCGACAAAGUAUGUCCUUCCCAUGGUACAUGGAUUUGAGGCGUUGCCUCAAUUAGGUAUUCCAGAACCACGCGAUGUAUUCAUUGCCGAAUCUAAAGAAGGACCGGCCAACCAGCAUAUUGGACUAGAGUGUCGCAACGAAAAGAAACUUGCGCGACUGGUUUGUACUAGAGGAGAGGAUCAGCUAUGGCAUUUAGUUUUGCCAAGCCCAGUAAUACUUGCUUGUGUCACGAGCGAGUUUGUUGCAGCUGCUUGUGCUAAUGCUACCUUGAAUAUAUUCAGUAUAUCUGGUCGGAGAUCCUUUCCUGCUAUUGCUAUGGCAAGUUGUGCUGUAUACCUGUCUGCCCAAGGUCCUUUUCUUCUUUGUAUUGACGGCACGGGCCAGAUGCAUAUAUGGAAUAUCCCAACGCAAACACAGCUGUUGACCCACAUAUCCAUAGCUCCGUUAAUUUUUGACGAAGCAGAUGGUGAAACAGAUGUUGAUGUGACACUUGUGCAUAUAUCUUUCAAGUCUGACGGACUUCCUAUUAUAACGACAUCCCGUGGUGUAUCGUUUACCUACCAUAUCGGAAUGCGUGCGUGGAUGAAGUUGGUAGAUGUCACAACAGAUACGUACUUGAAUCGGUUUAAUGGAUCUGGAUUGAUGCCACGACAACGACGGUUUGCUUCGAUGGAUAUGCUAGAGGAUCGACUCGCAUCAGCUGUUGCAUGUGGCGACGCUGAGGCGUAUCGGUACUGGCUAAAAAUGUAUGCACAUAAAUUAGUUGAAGAAAGUGCUGUAUCAAAAGCCAGGGAAGUAUGCGAUGAUUUAUCAGGAUUAGGUGGAUCGAGUUGGGAUCCGUUGAUUCUGGGGCUGCCCAAAGUUGAAUUGUUCAAGGAAAUUGCACCCAUACUUGCACAAAACCGAUCAUUUCAACGGAUUGUUACUGCGGCCCAGACUCCUGUAGAAAACUACGCCAUCAAGUUAUCCAAUCCACAGGAUGAAUCCGCUUCAGCAAUGGAAUUUUAAUUGUGUAUUUUUGCUAUUUUAAAGUAUCGAGUUGGAAAUGAAAUAAUAUUGGGGUUGGAUA